Messenger RNA from Eimeria tenella, 1080 nucleotides. RefSeq lists its product as uncharacterized. The transcript is spliced from 3 exons. The annotation marks the transcript as partial. The record is from RefSeq and is a predicted model, not a curated record. Lineage: Eukaryota; Apicomplexa; Conoidasida; Eucoccidiorida; Eimeriidae.
GCCGUGCUGCAGCUGCGGAGCUGCUUGUCGUGGGUUUGCCGGGUGCAGCGGCAGGUGUUCGUACAGCUGAAAGACUCUCAGGCGUAUGUGCUGCGUCAGCUGCUGCAGUGCAGCGUGCUGCUGCCGCAGCUGCAGCAGGCGGGGCUGCUGCUGCUGCAGGCAAUGGGCCCCUGGGCCCCCGGAGCUGUGCUGCCAACUGUACCAUUUUCUUUCCACAUUGUCCCUUCUGUCACGAGGCCUUCAGUGUGUCCCCCGCGGGCAGUGUCUUCGUUGCUGGCAGCACUUGGUGCGGACCCUGCUGCUGCUGCUGCGCCCGGCAGCAGCAGCAGCAGCAGCAGCGGCAGCUCCUCCGCUGCUGCAGAGACGCACGUUGUUACACUCUCCACCAAACUGCCGUCCCUUAUGGAGACGCUUCGGGCUCCCUACACGCCUCAGCACCCGGCACUGGAAGACGAGGACUCGUUGCCUGAAGAGCCGAUGCCUCUGUUUCUGCUGUGCCGGCUGAGGAUAUCAGCAGCAGCAGCAGCAGGAGCAGCAGGAGCAGCAGCAGCAGAGAACAGUUUCCUGGGGCUGGCCACAGGCCACCUCUCCAUGGGCCCUUCAGAAACUGUUGUUGCAGAUGCAGCAGCAGAAGAGGGAGGAGAUGAAGCAGCAGGAGAUGUGCUGCGGGUUUGGCGGCAGGUGCAGAGUGCCUUGGCAGCUCAGCUGCUGCAGCAGCUCGCUGCAGCAGAAGCAGCAGCAGCAGGGGAAAAACAGUCAGCAGCAGGAAGCAGCAGUGGGGACACACUAGCGCCCCUUCUGGCCUUGCGAAUGCACCAGCUGUCUGCCGAGGUUGUGCGCAUGGAGGAAAUAGCGGAACUGCUGUCUUUAAUUGCAAGAGCUUCUCUUUCAACAGCAGCACAGCUGCGGGGAGCAGCAGCAGAAGCUGCUGCUGCUCUUUCCCUCAUGGGCCUUCCCGUCUAUUCCCUCAUUUUCGAGUGUCUUGAUUACCUGCUUGCUGCUGCGCUGCGGGCCCUCGAGGGCUCCAGCCAGCCUGCGGAAGCAGCAGCAGCAGCAGCAGCAGCAGAAGCACCCGCAACA